Zootoca vivipara (common lizard) is the source of this 2367-nucleotide messenger RNA. RefSeq names its product coiled-coil domain containing 116 (gene CCDC116). The record is from RefSeq and is a predicted model, not a curated record. Lineage: Eukaryota; Metazoa; Chordata; Lepidosauria; Squamata; Lacertidae.
AUGGUGAGUCGUAGAUAUUCCGGCUAUCUGGCAGAUGAUGAGAGUCUCAGGGGACCUCAGCUGAGACAAGGAGGUCCCUGUGACUGGAGAAACAUCCUGAGGCCACCAUCCCGCUGCCAAUUCCGGGACCAGUUCACAGCCACCACAACUGCUGAGCUCAGAGCUUGCAGCCCAGACAAAGGGAAACGAAAACAUCGCUCCAGCAGUCAUGGCGAAAACAGCCACCUUGCCAACGAAUUCUCGGAGUUUGUGGAUUUCUUGGCUGACGAGGAGGUCCUGGAAAGCCUUCAGAACAUCGUCGAGGACGCCGUGCGGAAGCUGCGGCGAGUGACGACCGAGGACGGAGACCCUAUUUUUGAUGUCGAAGAAGAAUCCGGCUCCAGCCUGGACAGCCGGUCGUGGUCCUUCUCCUGCAGCUCGCAAUACCACACCACCUCGGCCACUUCCAGCUCUGAAGACGACUGGGAAGCAUGUCUCAUGAGCAGAAGGGAGCCUGGGCUCGAAGGGAAAAUGUCCCUCCUGGAUAAAUAUGCCGCCAGGCUCCCGAGGCUGGAUGAGAGGCCCAGGGAGGGAGUUUCCGGAGGAUUCCACGCAGAGACCUUUUCAGAACGAUCAGGGGACAAUUAUUAUUUCCGGCAAGAACACUUCCACAUUUGGGCCAAACUGGCAGAGUCUUUCACUAAGCUACAUUGCCCGCGGAGAGAUUAUUUUGCAAAGUUCAGGAAACAGACCCCAAAGCAGACGGCGUCCGUAGAGUCCCUGCACAAGGAGAUCACCAGUGUUCUGAAACGGCCCACUCCCUGCAGCAUUCCCUUGUACUAUCCAGGAAACGAACCUUUCUCAGCCCUAGAUUUCUUGGAAGAAAACAAAAUCCUCGCGGCUCUUCAAUGCAUAAUAAACCAAGCGGUCCUCAAAGUGCUGGAGGUGACCAUGACGGAUGGAAUCCCCUUUGUGACUGCUUACGACGAGCAAGGCCACCCUCUGAUGCCAUGGGCCUCUUCAAUGGAGGAGACCGAAGAAGGAGAAGAAGGAGAAGGAGAAGAAGAAGAGGGCUUGAGGAGCGGCUCAGUCGACUCCGGGAGCGGAGAGGACACGUCAGAAGAGGGUGACUCCAAAUCCGAAGAGGGGAAGGAGGGAGGAAAGAAGAAGAAGAAGAAGAAGGGGAAGAAGAAGAAAGACAAGGGGAAGGAGAAGGAGAAGGAAAAGGAGAAGGAGAAGAGGAAGAAAGCGAAGGCGGAAUCCCAACCCUCCCCAUCCCCAGAAGAGAAGGGCAAGCCAAAAUAUACACCACCACCCCUUCCGAAAUCUAAGCGGAAAUCUAUGGGGCCUGAGGAACCUCAGCGCAAACCCAAAUACGUGCCGCCUCCGCUGCCAAAAACGAAGCCAAGGCCGCCACCAGAGGAGCCCCCACCCAAACCGAAAUACGUUCCGCCCCCGCUUCCGAAACCAAGGCAGAAAAAAGACUCUAUCCAGUCAGUUGCUGAGUCCAAACAGCCUGCUGUCACACGGCGCAUCAUCAGCCCCAGCGACAUCAAGCGUGCCCGCCUGCAAGGCAAGCCCCUCCCGAAGCAAGCCAUCAUUGAUUUCCUGAUUGAAAACGCAGCCAAGCUCAUCUUGUACAAGUACAACUACGAAACCCUUCUUUCCGAGAAGCUGGGAUUCAUCUCGGUUCCCGUAACCAAGGUCCUGCUGGAGAUCAUGUUCGGCUACAAGAGAGUCAAGGGCAGCGGGAUACGGCUGUCGUCUCAAAUCGACUGGUCGAAAGUCAACGACGAGAUCUACGCGCCGCGCAAGCCGAGGCCCAAGACCCCGAAACAGAAAGACAAGAAGAAAGGCAAGAAGAAGCGAGUCCUCUGGGACCUGCAGAAAAAAACGGAGAAGAAGAGCGUCCUGUUCAAAUCUGACAUGCCCACUGGCAAAGUCGUGGUGAUGAAAAGCGCCGUGGAGAAGGAAGUGAGGUCAGGCAAAAUGCCAAGAAUAGACUCCAGUAGCCAGCAAGAGGGCAGCCAAGAAACAGAUAUUUAUGAUAUAGUUGCUUUUGGAGAGGGCGAAUCUGAGGAGAUGUCUUUAGAUGGCGAAGGACUUCCAGGCCGGUUUGCUUCAAGGAGAUCUAUCACUUCUGAGGACAGCAAGUCCUUGGUUGAGGCUCAAGAUUCGGAAGACCAGUCGCCACUCGCUGUGACGCCAAAGGCAUCGUCUUCUCAAAAAUUAAACAUAGGCCCUGACGGGACCAGAGGGUCGGGGACUGUUUUGCCCGAAGUAGGAGCUCCGAGUCAGUACUCUGGAGAACAUUUGAAGAAACAAUCGUCGUCUCGAAGGUCUAGCCUCAGCGGGGAAGGUAGCAAAACUUACCUGCCUAAAAUCUAA